CAGCCCUCCCUCUGCAGUGAAGCAUUUGACGGUGCCACGGGUAAAUUUUAAUACCGAAAGUAUCCCACGGUACGUACGCCGCUGAAAUGGCUGCUGCGGCUACAGAAGAAACACCCGCACUGAGUACUGAGAACGAUGCACUGACCGUAGAGACAAACGAAGGCAACGGUGAGGAGAUAGAAAAGGGCCUUACCGAAGCGGAAACAGAGGAACCUGGCAGUAGCGUAGAACCGAAAAUGGAAGAGGUGGAUGCGCAGGCCGGCGAAGACAAGCUCGCUGAAGCGGCAGACAAGGCCGCGAGCGAGGCGGUGACAGACGACAAGGCUGUAACGGUCAACCUGGAGGCGACAGCCGCUCCUGAAGAACCUGAGCAAAAGCCGGAGUUAGAGCAAAGCUCUGGAGGUAGUAACAACGAGCCUGCCACCGGUAACACGAUGAAAGAAGUGAAGGAGGAACCAGGAGAAGACAGCCGGUGUUCGGGGAUAGACAGCGAAAAGAGCAAAACAGUUUGUGAAGACAGUGAGAAACCCAGUGGCGGGGGUGGGGAGCUGGGCGAUAAGAGGCGGCCGAGUGUGGAGAUAUCAUCCUCGGAUGGUGAACCGUUGAGCCGUAUGGACUCGGAGGACAGUAUCAGCAGCACCCUGAUGGAGAUGGAGAGCACAGUGUCCAGCGGACGUUCCACUCCUGCUAUGAUGAAUGGACAAAGCAGUGCCAGCUCCUCAGGGGCUAAGACAGUGGCUUACCCCUGCUGCUGGGACCUCUGUCCACAAUGCUUCAACUCCAGCCCGGAUCUGGCAGAGCAUAUCAGGGGAAUUCAUGUGGAUGGACAGAGAGGAGGGGUGUUUGUCUGUCUGUGGAAGGGUUGUAAGGUUUAUAACACACCAUCCACCAGUCAGAGUUGGCUCCAGAGACACAUGUUGACCCACAGUGGAGAUAAGCCCUUUAAGUGUGUAGUUGGUGGCUGCAAUGCCAGCUUUGCUUCCCAGGGAGGGCUGGCCCGGCAUGUACCCAGUCACUUCAGCCAGCAGAGCUCCUCCAAAAUGUCCAGCCAGGCCAAACUCAAAGAGGAGUCACCCUCCAAGGCUGGACUCAACAAAAGGAAAAAACUCAAGAACAAACGCAGGUGCUCCCUACCGAGGCCCCACGACUUCUUCGAUGCCCAAACCAUGGAUGCUAUUCGACACAGGGCCAUCUGUCUCAACCUCGCCACCCACAUUGAGAGUGUGGGCAAUGGCCACAGUGUGGUCUUUCAUAGCACGGUGCUGGCCAGAAGGAAAGAAGGGUCUGGAAAGGUCAAGGUUCUCCUGCACUGGACACCUGAGGAUAUACUACCUGACGUGUGGGUGAAUGAAACGGAGCGAUGUCAGCUGAAGACUAAAGUGGUGCACUUAUCCCAGUUACCGCAGGACACAGCCAUGCUGUUAGACCCAAACAUCUAUAGAGCACUGCCUCAAAAGCGGCUGAAGCGCAGCCUGUAAGGAGUCAUCUGUGGACUUGAUACUUAAGGGGAAAUCCUUGUUCAUAGGAGGUUUAUCUGUAUGGGAUGGGACGCUCUUCAUCUAUCUCUGCUGAACGGGGGGAGUGAAGUGGCGAUAAAAGGAAGUGAGACUUGGCUAUGCUGCAGUUCUCCUUUUUUUUCCCUCUUCAAUUUUGUAUAUCUGAAAUAAAUGUUGUAGCCAAGUGUGGUGUAAAAUGGGACUUACAAUUUUUAAACAGUUUGUGUUCAUCAAAAACUACAAUGAAUGUUUUUUUUUAACAAGCAUCAAGCUGAAAAUAUUCUUAAUACCCAAUGGUGUAAAAAAAUGUUUUGUGUAUCCUUGUCAGAAAAUGCAGCAUAUUUUAUAACUGUUUUGUGUAAAAUAUUUAUGCAGAUUUGUAACUUAUUUUUAUACCAUGAAAAUGCUGGUGUUCUGUGGAUUUUUGUGAAGGUUUUGAAUAGAACCGUAUUUACUGUGAUACUCCAUGUUAACUGUCACUUGUAGGGAUAUUUGGACAUUUCUAGUUGUAAUUACGUUGUACAUAACAGAAGUCUUAACAGAUUAUCCUAUUUAUACUUACUGAAUGCAGUACUGUUACCCGUGUGUAUGACAAUGAAGUGUGAGGUUGUGCCAGUCAUGUCAGACUUGGAUUCAAUGCGAUGCAAAUUGUUACAGGAGCAAUAACUCAGUAGUUAAGGGCACUACUGCGUAGCUCUUAAUCUCAGCCAGUCUGUAGACACUACAGCAUAAAAAUGACUCGGACAUUUCAACACGCACUUAAGUUGGUGUGAUAUACACUUUUUUAUCUCCCCACCUCCUCUCCCCCAAGUAACAUGAACUGUGUAUAUCAUAAUGGUUAUGAUAACUUUACAUCACUGCUACUUAAGCACUCAAGAAUUAUUGUUUAAAAAAUUGUGUUUUCUACUGUGUGUUGUCCCUGUUGGAAAUGGAAUAUUUGUUUGUAAUAAAAUGGGGAAAUCGA
Messenger RNA from Seriola aureovittata, 2460 nucleotides. Its product is annotated as zinc finger protein aebp2-like. Lineage: Eukaryota; Metazoa; Chordata; Actinopteri; Carangiformes; Carangidae. The record is from RefSeq and is a predicted model, not a curated record. Gene Ontology annotation, cellular component: ESC/E(Z) complex. Bases 87 to 1478 code for a protein of 463 amino acids. Gene Ontology annotation, biological process: regulation of transcription by RNA polymerase II. The transcript has 9 exons.